CUCAAAUCUUCUUUCAAAUCUCCUCUUUUUCUUUUCUUCUUCUUUUUUGGGGUUGGGUUUAUUAUUUUUAUUCAUUCAUUUGUUCAUUUUUUGGGGUUUGGCCUUUUUGGGGUUCCCUAUUUGCAGUGCACUCUAAAUAAGUCACGUAUCAGUUACUAUAGACCACAUUGAAGUCUCCUGUCCUGAAAAGGUUGUAACCUGUUCGUUGUAGGUUUAAAGAACCCCGUCUGUCUAGCUUCGUAGACCUUCUAUAUCUUCAGACACUGCCGUAAAAUCAUAUCCAAUUCUCUUCUUCUCCAUCAGGAAUCAGGACCAUAAAAAUGAUGCUUACAGGAUCCAGUUUUUUGCAAAGAAGUGUCACCCUAUUGGUUCUUGCUGUUGUUGUUGUUGUUCAGGCUGAGGAUCCUUACAGGUUCUUCAACUGGAAUGUUACUUAUGGUGAUAUUUCCCCACUUGGGGUUCGCCAGCAGGGAAUUCUUAUUAAUGGGCAAUUUCCAGGGCCUGAUCUCUAUUCUGUAACCAAUGACAAUCUCAUCAUCAAUGUCUACAACAAUUUGGAUGAACCUUUUCUUCUAUCAUGGAAUGGUGUGCAGCAAAGGAAAAACUCAUUCGAGGAUGGAGUUUAUGGCACUACAUGCCCAAUUCCUCCGGGCAAGAACUUCACUUACAUUUUGCAGGUGAAAGAUCAAAUCGGCAGCUUUUACUACUUCCCAUCUCUUUCUUUCCACAAGGCUGCUGGCGGCUUUGGAGGCAUCAAAAUCCUCAGUAGGCCCAGAAUUCCUGUCCCUUUCCCGGACCCUGCUGGUGAUUUAACCGUUCUUAUUGGAGAUUGGUUCAAGACUGACCACAGGCAAUUGAAAGCAAAGCUAGAUGGUGGUCAUAAGCUUCCUUUCCCUGAUGGUAUUCUGAUCAAUGGUCAUGGGCCUAAUGAUGCAUACUUCACAGUUGAACAAGGCAAAACUUACAGGUUUAGGAUAUCAAAUGUUGGGCUUCAAAAUACACUCAAUUUCCGCAUUCAAGGUCACAAAAUGACGCUGGUUGAAGUAGAGGGAACCCACACGGUCCAGACCAUCUAUGAAUCACUUGAUGUUCAUGUGGGUCAGUCCUACUCUGUGCUGGUUACCAUGGAUCAAGCUGCUCAGGACUUCUACGUUGUGGCCUCAACCCGUUUCACCAACAAGAUCCUUACCACCACUGCCACUCUUCAUUACAGUAACUCAAACAAGGCAGUUUCAGGCCCCAUUCCUGGUGGACCAACGUACCAGAUCGAUUGGUCUCUUAAUCAGGCCCGAUCCAUUAGGACUAACCUAACAGCAAGUGGACCAAGGCCAAAUCCACAGGGAUCAUACCACUACGGUCUCAUUAACAUUACCAGAACAAUCAAGCUAGCAAGCUCAGCAGAUCAAGUCAAUGGAAAGCAAAGAUAUGCUGUUAACAGUGUAUCUUUUGUACCAGCUGAUACACCUCUUAAGCUAGCUGACUACUUCAAUAUUGAAGGUGUUUUUCGAGUUGGAAGCAUCUCAGUUAAUCCAACCGGUAAAAACAUGUACCUUGACACAUCGGUCAUGGGUGCUGACUAUCGAGCCUUUGUUGAAAUUGUAUUUGAGAACCAUGAAAGCAUUGUCCAGAGCUGGCAUAUUGAUGGAUAUGCCUUUUGGGUUGUCGGCAUGGAUGGAGGAUUGUGGACUCCGGAUAGUCGUAAACAAUACAAUUUAAAUGAUGCAAUUUCACGCUCCACCACACAGGUAUAUCCUAGAUCAUGGACUGCUAUUUACAUGGCUCUUGAUAAUGUUGGAAUGUGGAAUGUGAGAACUGAAUAUUGGGCACGGCAAUAUCUUGGACAACAAUUUUACUUGAGAGUAUAUACACCUGUGAAGUCAGUCAGGGAUGAAUAUCCCAUUCCAAAGAAUGCUCUGCUUUGUGGCAGAGCCAUAGGAAAAAGCACAAUACCUCUCUGAAAAAUUUGCAGCCGAAAUUGUUCUGAAUUAACCAUUACAAGUAUAAAAUGACCACAGCAUUAAGGUCUCGGUUCUUUUUCAACAGAAUUUCUAUUUGGUUUGUAACUAUAGAAUUGCCAAUAAAUGCAUUCAAUUAAACAUUCUUUUGCUGAGUAAAGAUUAUAAGGUUCAGUUUCUGUUAUAAACAAUGUGUGUAAAGCUUACUCGACUUUUAAUUUCUUUCAUUCAGGCCAAUUCUGGCCCUU
Durio zibethinus is the source of this 2203-nucleotide messenger RNA. RefSeq names its product L-ascorbate oxidase homolog. The record is from RefSeq and is a predicted model, not a curated record. NCBI's taxonomy places the organism in Eukaryota, Viridiplantae, Streptophyta, Magnoliopsida, Malvales, Malvaceae. Gene Ontology annotation, molecular function: oxidoreductase activity; copper ion binding.